Messenger RNA from Peromyscus eremicus (cactus mouse), 4938 nucleotides. RefSeq names its product RHO family interacting cell polarization regulator 2 (gene Ripor2). Lineage: Eukaryota; Metazoa; Chordata; Mammalia; Rodentia; Cricetidae. The record is from RefSeq and is a predicted model, not a curated record. Bases 23 to 3058 code for a protein of 1011 amino acids. The transcript has 21 exons.
GCCAACCAGACUCCCAGAAAUCAUGCUGGUGGGAUCCCAGUCCUUCUCGCCUGGAGGGCCCAACGGCAUCAUCCGGAGCCAGUCCUUUGCAGGUUUUAGCGGCCUGCAGGAGAGGAGGUCCAGAUGUAACUCCUUCAUUGAAAAUGCCUCUGCUCUCAAGAAGCCUCAGGCCAAGCUGAAGAAAAUGCACAAUUUAGGACACAAAAAUAACAACACUCCCAAAGAGCCUCAGCCGAAGAGAGUAGAGGAGGUCUACAGGGCCUUGAAAAACGGACUCGAUGAGUACCUGGAGUUUCACCAGACGGAGCUGGACAAGCUGACCACUCAGUUAAAGGAUAUGAAGAGAAACUCUCGCCUGGGUGUGCUGUAUGACCUAGACAAGCAAAUUAAAACGAUUGAGAGAUACAUGCGACGGCUGGAGUUCCACAUCAGUAAGGUAGACGAGCUUUAUGAAGCCUAUUGUAUCCAACGGCGCCUCCAAGAUGGUGCCAGCAAAAUGAAGCAAGCAUUCGCGGCGUCCCCCGCCAGCAAGGCUGCCCGGGAGAGUCUGUCGGAGAUUAACCGCAGCUACAAGGAGUACACAGAGAACAUGUGCACCAUUGAAGCGGAGCUGGAGAGUCUGCUGGGAGAAUUCUCCGUCAAGAUGAAAGGUCUGGCUGGCUUUGCUCGCCUCUGUCCUGGAGACCAAUAUGAAAUUUUCAUGAAGUAUGGCCGGCAGAGGUGGAAACUGAAGGGCAAAAUAGAAGUGAACGGUAAACAGAGCUGGGAUGGAGAAGAAACGGUCUUCUUGCCCCUCAUAGUUGGGCUCAUUUCCAUCAAGGUCACAGAACUCAAAGGACUGGCAACUCACAUCCUGGUGGGCAGUGUGACCUGUGAGACCAAAGAACUGUUUGCAGCCCGCCCCCAGGUGGUGGCUGUUGACAUCAAUGACCUCGGCACCAUCAAGCUGAACCUGGAAAUCACCUGGUACCCCUUUGAUGUGGAGGACACAACCCCAUCGUCGGGCCCCGGGAACAAGACAGCCGCUCUCCAGCGGAGGAUGUCCAUGUACAGCCAAGGCACCCCAGAAACACCUACCUUCAAAGACCACUCCUUCUUCUCGAAUCUACCAGAUGACAUCUUCGAAAGUGGAAAGGCAGCAGAGGGGAAAAGGCCACUGUCCCUCAGCUUCAGUGACCUGCAGGACGGAGACUGUGUCUUCACCUCCAGCUCAGCCACCUCACCCUCCAGCUCACACUCAGCCCAUCCAGAGAUCACCAUCACCCCUGCUGAGCUCACCCGUGGCAGCCUGUCCUCACAGAAUGAGGGUACCGAGGAUAGCAGCUCAGCAUCUUCCAGGAAUUCCCUGGGGGAGGACCAGGAGCCGAAGUCCCAUGCCAAGAGUGAUAUGGUAGAGCUCAGGAAGUCCAGUGUGGCUGCAGGGUCCCGGGCAGAGAGCCUGUUCCUGGAGAAUAGUGUUGCCGAGGCUCUCCUGCAGGAAUCAGAUGAGGCCUCUGAGCUCAAGCCUGUGGAGCUGGACACUUUUGAAGGAAACAUCACAAAGCAACUAGUGAAGAGGCUCACCUCAGCCGAGGGGCCCAUCGCCACGGAGAAGCUUGUCUUUGAAGGCUCUGUCGGUAGCGAGUCUGAGGCUGGCCGGUCCUUUCUCGAUGGCAGCCUGGAAGAUGCCUUCCAUGGACUCUUCCUGGCAUUAGACCCACACAAGGAGCAGUACAAAGAGUUCCGGGAUCUGAACCAAGAAGUCACGCACUUGGAUGAUGUCCUCAAAUGCAAGCCGGCAGGCGGCCGCAGCAGAUCCUCCAGCCUCAGUCUGACGGUUGAGAGUGCGUUAGAAAGCUUUGAUUUCCUCAACACCUCUGACUUUGAUGAAGAGGAAGAGGACGGGGAUGAGGCCUGCCACGUCGGAGGAGGAGCAGACUGCGUGUUUUCAGACACUGAGACUGAGAAAACUGGUUACAGGUCAGUUCAUCCGGAAGCCAGGGGCCACCUUAGCGAAGCUCUGACUGAAGACACAGGCGUAGGGACCAGUGUGGCAGGGAGCCCGCUCCCAUUGACCACAGGAAACGAGAGUCUGGACCUCACCAUUGUCAAACAUCUACAGUACUGCACCCAGCUCGUUCAGCAAAUCGUCUUCUCCAGCAAAACCCCCUUUGUGGCACGAAGUCUGCUGGAGAAGCUAGCGAGGCAGGUCCUCGUGAUGGAGAAGCUGGCUGCAGUGAGCGACGAGAACCUGGGGAACAUCACCUCUGUGGUGGAAGCCAUCCCAGAAUUCCACAAAAAGCUGUCCUUACUGUCUUUCUGGACCAAGUGCUGCAGCCCGAUCGGGGUCUACCACAGCUCUGCCGACAGAGUGAUCAAGCAGCUGGAGGCCAGCUUCGCCCAAACUGUCAACAAAGAAUAUCCAGGACUGGCAGAACCAGUGUUUAGAACCCUGGUGUCCCAAAUCCUGGACUGCUCGGAGCCCCUGCUUUCCUCCAGCCUCUCCUCAGAAGUCAUCACUGUGUUUCAGUAUCACAGCUUCUUUACCAGCCAUGGUGUGACUGACCUGGAGACUUAUCUGAGCCAGCUGGCCAGGCAAGUUGCCAUGGUUCAGACUCUGCAGUCCCUGAGAGAUGAGAAACUGCUGCAGACCAUGAGCGACUUCACACCCAGCAGCCUCCCUGCCCAACAGGAAGUCCUCAGGACCCUGGCUCUGCUGCUCACCAGAGAUGACAAUGAGGUCAGCGAGGCUGUGACACUCUACUUGGCAGCAGCCUCCAAAAACGAGCACUUCAGGGAAAAGGCCUUGCUCUAUUAUUGUGAAGCAUUAACAAAGACCAAUCUCCAGCUACAGAAGGCAGCCUGCCUGGCACUAAAGAGCCUGGAGGCCACAGAAAGCAUUAAAAUGCUAGUGACACUGUGUCAGUCUGACACUGAAGAAAUCAGAACCGUGGCCUCGGAAACCCUCCUGUCUCUUGGAGAAGACGGGCGGCUGGCAUAUGAACAGUUAGACAAAUUCCCACGAGACUGUGUUAAAGUCGGAGGUCGUCAUGGAACCGAAGUUGCCACAGCCUUUUAAAGUUCACUUCAGCACUGCCUGACUGCUGUCCUGAUACCUGGCCCUGUCAUCAAGAGGGUGCUGUGGUGUGGCCAGACAGCCCCUGGAACUCACAGAGUGCCGCUGCUGGUGCCGGUAUAGGGAUCUCAAAGUCCAAUUGCGCUGUACCAUCUACUUUUCCUUGGCCCCCACAACAGGGCUGUGUGUAACUCACCAGACCACAUCAUAGUUGUGUCUAACAGCACUUCAACGUCCACCUUACUUUACUGUGGAAUUUGAAAAUAGCCAUUUUUGUACCCGUGUGGAAGUUCAUCUGUAAGCGUGAACUCUUCGUGCAUUGUUUGGAUAAGUAUCAUAUGCCUUGUCGCUUCCCUGCUGUGGUCUCAGGGUUGAGUGGCCCUUUAGCUACCUACUUCUACUUUAAAAACAGAGCACAAAAAGAAAGUUCUUCAAAUGAAGGUUUUCUUAGAGAACCUGACACAACGAUCAAUUAUAAGAGACUAAGUUUUGGAGCUGAGGCUGGAGCUCCCUUGGAAGAGUGCUUGCCCAGCGUGCACGAAGCUUGGGUUCAUCUCCAGCUCUGCAGAGGCUGGGUGUGCCGCUCAUGUAAGCUCAGUGCUCAAAAAAGUGGAGGAAGUAGGAUCAGAAGUUCAAGGUCAACUUCAGUUACCUAAGGAGUCCCCAGGGCAACCUGGGAUGCAGGAAGCUAUGGGGGGGGGGGGAUCCUAAGUUUUAUAUUUUAUAUCUUAAUUUUUUAUAGUUCCUACUACUUGUGUCAUUUUUUCAAUCCUGAGAAUUUCCAUAUCAUCUAUCCACAUGGUUUAAAAGAUUAAUUGAAAAAUACUGCUUAAGAUUGGACCUAUACUAUUAAAAGUAAAUGAAAAACUUGAAGCUUAUAAGCUUUUGUUCUUUAACAAAAACCAUCUUUAUCACUCUUGGUUUUUCAUUGUUGUUUGGUUUUUGUUUUAUCUUAAGAUAGUUUCCCUCUUGCAGUCCCGACUGGCCUGGAACUCAAUGUAUAGACCAGCCUGACCUUGAACUUGCAACAGUUCCCCAGCCUCUGCGUCCAGAGCUGGGAUUAGGCACACGCCACUAGGCCUGGUCCCGUAUAAUAAUUUUUUUCCCCCAAGACAAAUACAUACCCCAAAGUUGUAGGUUCAGAAAGAUGUUCUUUCAGGUGGGAACCUGGACUUUGGAUGAGUCCUAACCUGGUAGAAUAGUGGGGUACUGAAAGUGGUCCCUGCUUCUAUAAAAUUGGCCAUGAGACUAGGAAGCGCCUGGCCUUGAGAGAUGGAAACCACCCCACAGUUUCAACAGCAACUCAGAACCGGCGUGGAGAUUCAGCCAUGUACUAAGUGUGGAAGGGGUGGGUGUGCCGAGACGUGACAACAGUAUGUGUGAGUGCAAUUUGAACUGUAUUCUGGAUGUGUUUGUAUCAAAUACCAAUUAGAUAUUAGGUUCAAUAGUUACACUUUAGCAAGCCUUUAAAAGGGUUCAUUUCAUUUUAAAGUGAAAUUUGUUUGCCAGGUUUCUGGCAACAUAUUCUUUCAACUGUGAAGUUCCGCUGUACAUAUUUGUAUAUUUGUAAAUAUUAUAUAUAUGCAUAUAUCCCUCAUUUUAAAGGUACACUGUACAGUCAUAGUAUGUAUAGGCUAUAAUCUUCGUUAAAUGGUUGAAAUGUCUCUUUUAUAGAAAGUCAAAUCACAGCUAUUCCAGGGAUUUUGUUUGGUUUGUUUGAGAUUUGAAACGUUUUGACUAUUGCAUGGAUAAUUAAUUUCACGUCUUUUGUAUUCACCUCUGUGUUUUAGUUUUAGUUGGGGAAGUGCUUUUCAUUUUGUGGUAUUUGUAUUCAUCACUCUUUCCAUCAUGUAAGUCAAAAUAAAAAUUAUUUUUAAUUACUA